Molecule: messenger RNA, 2408 nt
Organism: Sphaeramia orbicularis (orbiculate cardinalfish)
Lineage: Eukaryota; Metazoa; Chordata; Actinopteri; Kurtiformes; Apogonidae
Gene: pa2g4a
Product: proliferation-associated 2G4, a
Exons: 12
Coding region: 103-1278 (391 amino acids)
Source: RefSeq, a predicted model, not a curated record
GGCAGCGGGAGGCCGAUGUUAGCUACGGCGGGUAGAGUAGACCGGAGCUGAGGGGGAACUGUGGCUGCGGGGCCCACUAGCGACUGAAACUUCACUGCCAAGAUGUCCGACGAUGAGCAAGAGCAGACCAUUGCCGAAGACCUGGUGGUCACCAAGUACAAGAUGGGAGGUGACAUCGCCAACCAGGCUCUCCGUCUGGUUGUGGAAACUGCCAAACCUGGAGUGUCGGUGCUCAGCCUCUGUGAGAAGGGGGACGCCUACAUAAUGACUGAAACCGGAAAGGUCUUCAAGAAGGAAAAGGAAAUGAAGAAAGGCAUUGCCUUUCCCACCAGCGUCUCAGUCAAUAACUGUGUUUGCCACUUCUCUCCCCUGAAGAGUGACCCUGACUACACACUUAAAGAUGGGGAUCUGGUCAAAAUAGAUCUAGGGGUUCAUGUUGAUGGCUUCAUUGCUAAUGUUGCUCACAGCUUCAUCGUGGGAGCCACUAAGGAGAACCCUGUUACAGGCCGGAAAGCUGAUGUUAUCAAAGCUGCCCAUCUGUGUGCAGAAGCAGCUCUUCGCCUUGUCAAACCUGGCAACCAGAAUACACAGGUGACUGAGGCCUGGAACAAGAUCGCAAAGUCAUUCAAAUGUUCACCUAUUGAGGGUAUGUUGUCUCAUCAGCUAAAGCAGCAUGUCAUAGAUGGUGAGAAGACCAUCAUUCAGAACCCAACAGACCAGCAAAGGAAGGACCAUGAGAAGGCAGAGUUUGAGGUACAUGAAGUCUAUGCUGUGGAUGUCCUGAUCAGCACUGGAGAAGGAAAGGCCCGCGAUGGAGGUCUGAGGACCACCAUUUAUAAGAGGGACCCCAGCAAGCAGUAUGGCUUGAAAAUGAAGACUUCUCGCACGUUCUUCAGCGAGGUGGAGCGACGCUUUGAUGCCAUGCCCUUCACUCUGAGGGCGUUUGAGGAUGAAGGCAAAGCCCGUCUCGGUGUGGUGGAGUGUGCCAAGCAUGAGCUGCUACAGCCCUUCAGUGUGCUGCAUGAGAAAGAGGGAGAGUGUGUAGCUCAGUUUAAGUUCACAGUGCUGCUGAUGGCUAACGGGCCUCACAGAAUCACCAAUGGGCCCUUUGAUGCGGACCUGUACAAGUCGGAGCAUGAAGUUCAGGAUCCAGAGCUGAAGACUUUACUACAAAGUUCUGCAAGCCGUAAGACGCAGAAGAAAAAGAAAAAGAAGGCUUCAAAGACGGCAGAAAAUGCAACUGGACAGCCAACUGAAGAAACAGAAACAGCAGAAUAAAUACUGCCUUUUCACUUCUGCAAGACCCCAAAGACAAACGAGAGAAAACACCAUAAAUUGCCCCCAACUUUCUACCACAUAAGUUUUACUAAUUAAAAUAUCAAAUUCACGAGAACUGGAAUUUUAACUUUCAGAUUGUACAGGUGUUGGACUUGACCAGGAUGCUUAACCCUUUACUGCAUUGACGGAACAGAACAUGGACGAUGUGUUGCUGUUUUUUCUUCCCAAACUUGACCAGUAAAAAUAAAGAAUAUUUGCAAAUAUAUAAUUUUAACAGAUCUGUUGCCAAAUUAUAAGUGUGACAAGAAAGUUUCCUUGUCAUGCUUAAAAUGAACUUGCGCUGAUAGUAGACAAGCAGGGAGGAAUUUAUGAAUGAUGCGGUACUGAGGCUAGAAAACUUAAUUGAAUUGUAUGUUUCAGCUGAAUGGUUGUUUGUCUUUGGCAGUGAGGCGAUUAAAAUGUAUAUUUUUUUUAUGUCAGCAAAUUUAUGGUCAGAGGAAGAUUCAGAUUCAUUACUGGAAGGUAUAGGCUCAUGCUGUCUGUGGAAAAGAUGCCAAUUUUAUUACUCCAGCCAUCAUUAAACAACUGACAGGGUUUCAUAUACUUUUUUUUUCUCAUCUGUGUCGUGCAGUAAAGGGUGAACUUGAUGAAAUUGUCUUAUCCUGAAACUGAUACAUUGGAAAUAAUUACACAAAAUUACUUGUGUAAAGCAAUAACCUGAGCAAAAGACUGGAAUAUUUUUAAACAUACAAGCAAAAAAACAGUCCUUAGCUUGACUUUAGGGAACAAACUUGCUAUGUUUACUGCCAUUCCCCUUGAAUUUUAUGGAAAGAUAGUAAUGUGUGAUCCAGUUUUAAGAAUCUUUUUUUCUAUUAGUUACACCAGUGUUCUGCUUUGCUCAGUCAUUGGUGUUGUCAAGCAUGAACUAUUGAUCAGUUUGGUUUUUUUUAAUCCUUCCAUGGGUGUCUUCAGUAGAGUACGAUCAUUUCAGGUUUUGAGUUGGUCUGAGAUGUUACUGGAUCAGAUUUGUCAACAACUGAAUCUUGAGAAAGUAAAAUCCUGCUUUGUAGCUCAAUCAGUGGGCAAAGGAACUUUACAUCUAAUGAAAUUAAAAAAAUGUUUUCCUACAU